CGCGGGCGCCACCUUUAAGCGUCACGCGCGGGGCUCUGCCUCUGGACUUGAGGGUUUGAACAUGUCGCGCCUGAAGGGAGUGGCCGAGCGGGAUCCCCGAGUGGGUUUCAGAGCUGAGAGGAGAGACUGCGGUGCCUCGGUACCCCAGGGGCUUUUAAAGGCAGCGAGGAAGAGCGGCCAGUUAAACCUGUCGGGUCGGAAUCUUAGUGAAGUACCUCAGUGUGUCUGGAGAAUAAAUGUGGAUAUCCCUGAGGAAGCUAAUCAGAAUCUUUCAUUCAGUUCUACUGAGCGAUGGUGGGAGCAGACGGAUUUGACCAAACUAAUCAUAUCCAACAAUAAACUUCAGUCACUUACAGAUGAUCUCCGACUGCUGCCUGCACUCACUGUUCUUGAUAUACAUGAUAAUCAGCUGACAUCCCUUCCUUCUGCUAUAAGAGAGUUAGAAAAUCUUCAGAAACUUAAUGUCAGCCAUAACAAACUGCAAAUACUCCCUAAAGAAAUUACAAAUCUGAGAAACCUGAAGGGCCUCUAUCUCCAGCAUAAUGAACUAACUUGCAUACCAGAGGGAUUUGAACAACUUUUCAACCUAGAAGACUUGGAUCUUUCCAAUAAUCGUCUUACAACUGUUCCUGCUAGUUUUUGUUCUCUGUCCAGUCUGGUGCGACUCAAUCUUUCCAGUAAUCAACUGAAGAGUUUGCCAGCAGAAAUAAGUGGAAUGAAAAGAUUAAAGCAUUUGGAUUGUAAUUCAAAUUUCUUAGAAACUGUACCUCCUGAAUUGGCUAACAUGGAGUCACUAGAAUUGCUCUAUUUGCGGAGGAAUAAAUUACGUUUUCUACCAGAAUUUCCUUCUUGUAGGUUAUUAAAGGAAUUACAUGUAGGUGAAAACCAGAUUGAAAUGUUAGGGCCAGAACAUCUUAAGCAUCUGAAUUCUAUCCUUGUGCUAGACCUGCGGGAUAAUAAGUUAAAAUCUGUUCCAGAUGAAAUUACACUACUACAGUCUUUGGAAAGGCUUGACCUAAGCAACAAUGAUAUCAGUAGUCUACCCUGUUCAUUGGGAAAACUUCAUUUGAAAUUUCUGGCACUAGAAGGAAAUCCUUUGAGAACGAUUCGAAGAGAAAUUAUAAAUAAAGGAACCCAAGAAGUCUUAAAAUAUCUGCGAAGCAAGAUUAAAGAUGAUGAACCUAGCCAAAGUGAUCCUGUUACUGAGACUGCCAUGACACUACCAAGUGAAUCCAGAGUCAAUGUACACGCUAUCGUCACAUUAAAAAUACUAGACUAUAGUGAUAAACAAACAACUUUGAUUCCUGAUGAAGUAUUUGACGCAGUAAAAAGCAACAUUGUCACUUCUGUUAACUUCAGUAAGAAUCAGCUAUGUGAAAUUCCUAAAAGGAUUGUGGAACUGAAGGAAAUGGUUUCUGAUGUCAAUCUCAGUUUUAAUAGGCUUUCCUCCAUAUCCUUGGAUUUAUGCAUGCUUCAAAAGUUGACUUUUUUAGAUCUCAGGAACAAUUUUUUAAAUUCUUUGCCUGAAGAAAUGGAAUCACUGAUAAGACUACAAACAAUUAAUCUUUCCUUUAACAGGUUCAAAAUACUACCUGAAGUUCUGUAUCACAUCCCCACACUUGAAACAAUUUUGAUUAGUAACAAUCAGGUUGGAUCUGUGGACCCUCAGAAAAUGAAAGCAAUGGAAAAGCUGAUCACAUUGGACCUUCAAAAUAAUGACCUACUUCAGAUUCCACCAGAGCUCGGUAAUUGUGUGAACUUAAGAACAUUACUGCUAGAUGGAAAUCCAUUCCGUGUUCCUCGAGCAGCCAUAUUAAUGAAAGGAACAGCUGCUAUUCUGGAAUAUUUGAGAGACCGGAUUCCUACUUAAAUUGGAGUUGUUUUAUAAUCUUGAUCAUGUUCAUUCUUAGACUUCUUAACAUUGAUAAGUAAUGUUUUUCUAAGGUAUCGUGUGCAUUUAUAAUGGUGAUAACCACAUACAGUGUUAAUGCAUUAAUUCUGAUUGUUUUGCAUAAGAUUUAUCUUACUUUCAUUCCUUAUAAGAUAGCAGUUUCUUCAGAUGUGAAUUUUUAUUUAAUGUAGUUUAAUAUUUUUAUAAUGAUAAAGCAUUUUUGUAGAAGUGGGUUUUUUCUCCCCAUUUCUCAUUGUGUUACAUAUAAUGUGACCAAUGAAUUUGAAUAUGACCAUCUAAUUUCUACCUUUUUGUUACAUAUAAAAUUGGAUUGAAUUUUAUUCAAAACUGUUCUUUGGUGUUUAAAAAAAUAAGACUUUUUCUUACCCAUGAUAAGACUUAUGUGAUACGGUUAGUCUUGGUAUAAAUUUUAAAUUAAUAUUCACUGUCUUGUUUUUGUUUUAAUCUAGUUGAAAUGUUUCUUUUCUAGCCUUUUCCCCAUAUCUUAUGAAACUAUUUUGUCAGAAAUGCUACAUGAAGUGUAGUUACUGGUAGAGAAAACAGUAAAAGUGUUAUAAUUUUUCUCACAAUUUUGAAUUUAAAACUUGCAAUGAAAUGCAUGUAUUAAUAUACAAUAUGUCUAUUACUCUGUACUAAUAUAAUCUAGUACUUCUGGAUUCAAAAAAUUUAAAGAGAUUGGAUCUGCAUAUUUUUAUCUCCCAAGUAUGAGUGUUUAAAAAUAACUUUUGUUCUUUUUAAAGUCCUGAAGACCUUAUUUUAUUAAUUCUAUAGUUAUCAGCAGCAGAAAAUAACUAACAACAUAUACUGCAAUGAAAUCUUGACCUGUACUUUCUUAAAUACUUACUUAGGUAUUUGUACACAUAACCUACUCUUUUGGUGUGUUCUAACCCAACCUUGUGCAUUUUUUUUAUUUCUAGAGCCUUACUUUUCAAAUUUGCUUCUAAUCUUCAUAAGACUGAACCUAUAGUUAAUGUGGUAAUUUUCUGAAAGGGAAUUUGUUAUAGGUUAACUUGAUUUAGUAAAAAAUAAAAUAUAAACAUUUUUAUUUACACCAAAAAUACCAGAAGUAGGCUGAUCAGUCAUUAUGAAACUUACCAUGUGAAUCUAUUAAGUAGCCAAUCAACAGAAUGUCUAUUAAUUUAUAUAGACAGGUAGGUAGGUAGCUAGCUAGCUAGCUUUUGAGUGAUUGUGGCAUGCUCAUAUUAUGGGAAAAAAAACAAAACAAAACAUUGCCAAUAAGGAUAAAUAGCUACAUGUCCGUAAUAAAAGUUACAUUUUUCAAAUAUUGCUUAUAAUGGUUAUGUUUUUGGUUUAAAAGAAACAUGCCUUUUUCACACUACAACUCUGUGGCUAAGAAAUCGGCUUUGAUAUUAAACAAAAGACACUUUACAAUAAGGUGACAUUUUAUUAUUUAUACAAUAAAGAGACUUUUAUGUUAUUCAAAACACGUUUUUAAAUACUGAAAAAGUUGAGUACACCAAAGCCGAAAAAUGGCUCUGCUAUACACUGCACAGCAUUAUUUUAGUCCCUGUAUUUUGUAUCUGUACAGAAAGCAUCUUCAAAAUGCAUUCUAAUCACAUUGUACACCUUUACCAAUUAGUGUCAGUACAUAAAAUAAACUGGAGAAUACAGCUUGCAUUUGCAAAUUAACUGACAAAGUAAUUAAUUUCACUGAUUCAGUAAAUUUAAAAUAUAGAUUCAUAGGACUCCUUUGCACAUAAAAUGAAGCAGCUUUCAAGGUCAUUAUGGUCUUAUACUGCAAAAGAAAAAAACCAUUAAGUACAUUCACAAUCUAUGUUAAUAAAGUAGUAAAUAUGUCUUCAUUCAGUUUUUAUUUACAUCAAUAUGUAGUUCAACUAAAAAGUACUGUUAAUUGUGAUACAGUUUGUUAACACAUACAAAAAUGACAACUUUUUAUAUAUAAUUUAAGCUCAAAAUCACAAUUAUCUCAAAAUAUUAAUUACAAUACAGCCAUUUCAAUUAAACAUGUCAUGAUUUAGUUGUUUUUUAUAAAAUGGUAAAAUUUGUUAUUAAAGUAAGCAAUUUGUUUUGAAUUGGCUACAGUUCACCCAUGUAGAAAACCUUAAAUGUUAAGAGGUGUUUCCUGCCCCUCCCACCCGAAUUUGUAUACAGCCACCUAGCCUAGCAAAGAGACAGAAAAGGCCCCAAUUUAUAAAGAUUAAGCCUCUUUUGCUAUACUGCUGUGGCUUGUUGCUUCUUCCAUAAAAGCUUUACAAGGGGAGUGUCAAUAAACUAUGCAAUGAAAUGCAUGCAUUAAUAUACAAUAUGUCUAUGUAAAAUGUUAGUGUUUACCAGUGCACAUUAAAAUGUUCACAAAGACUGCAAAAGAAGUCAUAAAGAAGCAUUUAUAAAGAUCUACCAGUUGCAAACUGUGGACUUGAAAACUA
This is a messenger RNA of Felis catus (domestic cat), 4320 nucleotides long. It is a transcript of the gene LRRC40, whose product is annotated as leucine rich repeat containing 40. The record is from RefSeq and is a predicted model, not a curated record. Gene Ontology annotation, molecular function: protein binding. The transcript is spliced from 15 exons. Lineage: Eukaryota; Metazoa; Chordata; Mammalia; Carnivora; Felidae. Bases 62 to 1870 code for a protein of 602 amino acids.